This is a messenger RNA of Oenanthe melanoleuca, 5711 nucleotides long. RefSeq names its product serine protease 35 (gene PRSS35). Gene Ontology annotation, biological process: proteolysis. The record is from RefSeq and is a predicted model, not a curated record. The transcript has 2 exons. NCBI's taxonomy places the organism in Eukaryota, Metazoa, Chordata, Aves, Passeriformes, Muscicapidae. Gene Ontology annotation, molecular function: serine-type endopeptidase activity. Bases 323 to 1564 code for a protein of 413 amino acids.
AGAGGAAGCGGCGGCCGGGGCGAUGCGCCUCCCCGCCCCGCAGGCAGAGCCCCUGCUUCCCUUCCCACCGAGGAGACACCGGGAUCUGCCUCCGCUCCCCUCGGCCCUCCCCCUCGGCUUCCUCCCUCUCGCCUUCUUUUUUUUUUUUUUUUUUUUUUUUUUUUCCUUUUUCCAUCCCCUCCCCCGCCCGGGAAGACCUGGCCGCUCCCCCGCCCCUGCUCAGUAGCCGCGGGCGCUGGGCGGCGGACGAGCGGCGCGGAGCCGGAGCCGGGAGCCCCGGGGCUCCGUCCGUGCUGCGGCUGCCAGAAAAAAAUAAAAUAAAAUGGAGCACAUGCUACUGCUAUUCAUAUUUUUCAUACCUAUAUUGGGUCUCAGUAAUGGAACAGAAACUGAACAAGAUUUUACUUGGCACUUAAAGAAGAUUCCCCAGAUUGUGAAAGAAAGAACUUUCUCCCUUGACAGCCCUAAAUUUGAAGCAAAAACCAACUUAGAGCUGAACAGUGUGUGUGGAAUUGAAUGUCAAAGAAAACUACCAGUGCCAAGCUUGUCUGACUUGAAGAGCCUCUUGUCCUACGAGACUGUUUUUGAGAACGGCACACGGACCCUGACUGAAGUGAGUGUCCUCGGAGCAGUGCCUGGCCCAGCUGCAAACACAACCACACGAGGGCCUGCGAGGAGGAAGAGGCAGAUAUACGGAACAGACAGCAGGUUCAGCAUCUAUGACAAGAGGUUUAUGACCAACUUUCCGUUCAACACAGCCGUGAAGAUCUCCACGGGCUGCAGCGGCAUUCUCGUUUCCCCCAGGCACGUGCUGACAGCAGCCCACUGUCUGCACGAUGGCAAGGAUUAUGUCAAGGGCAGCAAAAGACUGAGGGUGGGGCUGAUGAAGACGAAAUCCAGAGGCAACGGCAGGAAACGCAAAGGUGCUAAAAGGAGCAGGAGAGAAACUCCUGCGGCCAAAGAGGAUCCCAAAGCUGCCACAGGAUUAGGGCGACAAUCCAAAGGGGGUGAGAGAAAGCACAGGAGAUCUGGGAGGAAGCAAGGGACCUCAGAUGGCAUGCCCUCCUUCCAGUGGACCCGGGUGAAGAGCACACACAUCCCAAAAGGCUGGUUUAAGGGUGUCUCUGGGGACAUUGCCCUGGAUUAUGAUUAUGCUGUUCUUGAGCUCAAGCGUCCCCACAAAAGGAAAUACAUGGAGCUGGGAAUCAGCCCAACCAUCAAAAUGAUGCCUGGGAGCAUGAUCCACUUCUCAGGUUUUGACAAUGAUCGGUCUGGGCAGCUAGUCUAUAGAUUUUGUAGCAUUUCUGAUGAGUCCAAUGAUCUGUUUUAUCAGUACUGUGAUGCUGAGCCUGGCUCCACGGGGUCUGGCAUCUAUCUCCGCCUGAAGGAGCCAAACAAAAAGAAGUGGAAACGCAAGAUCAUCGCUGUUUACUCAGGCCAUCAGUGGGUGGACAUCAACGGCGAGCAGCAGGAUUACAAUGUAGCAGUACGAAUUACUCCUCUCAAAUAUGCCCAGAUUUGCUUCUGGAUACAUGGGAAUGAUGAGAAUUGCACACAGGGCUGAAGAGAGCCCAGCCUCGCUCGCUUAGCACCCUCACUGCCAUGGAGUGGCCAACGGUGCCUGGAAGAACAUCACUCCACGCCAGAAUGUGUUUGAACUCGAAGCUCUCAAGUAGUGCUGCGGUGACUCAAGGAAUGCUGAAUUGCUAGGGGAGGGGUAGAAUUGUCAGACAAAAUAUUUCUAAUUGUAACCAACCUAGAUAUGCACUUAAAAUCCCAAACUGUAUUUAUGUUUGCAAUUGUGAUAAAUUCGAGUCAUUCAUGAGGAGAAAAAUGGCUGCACCUCUAAGUCAUUUUUUUCCCCAGGGGAAGGGUUGAGACGUCUCAAACUGGUGUUGUUAAACAGUAUCUAUUUUUUUUUUCCAAUGGAUUUACUUUUCUCAGGGUUCUGUUCCAAUUCUUCAAAUGCAAGUUGUGCAUAUAGCAUGUUACUGUAUGUGCAGAAUGAUCCAGAGAAUUGCAUGGAGAGCAAGACAUUAUUCUGGCAUUCUCUAAAGACCACAGGUCCACGUUGAGAAGCAGCACUAAUGAUUGUUAGUUUGGAAAACUUCCUCUUCUGGUUGCUGCAGGAACACUCCCGUGGAAAUUCCAAAUUUAUGUAGCUGAGGGUUACACCUUACAGACAAAUUCACUUCAUUGCUCAGUAAAACAGCAAAAAUCAAUUAACAAACAAAAACUUCCAUGUUUGGAAGAAGAAGACACACCUGGACAUAGUUUGAUGCCUUUAAAGGUUCUUUGAGAAGCUGUAGAAAUCUUAAACAUGUGCAUCUGCUUUCCAAUUAGUAUUUGGAGAGCUGUAGAUUUAGUUUCUAGUCAAAUGUUUAGCUUUUCCAUUGGGAGAAGUCUCUGACUCCUGAAGUGGUUACUUGACAAUCAUUUGGAGCUUCAUAGAUGAUAUAUUUUUUUGGGUGCUAAACAUUUCUUCAGUUUUUAUAAAUCACUUUUAUAAGAGUUCAGCUUCAUAGAUAGGAUAGUAUGUAUUAGACUGGGACUUGAAAAUCAAUAUUUUAGUUUGGCUUUACACAGUUUUGCAAAGUGUGUGGUUUUAAUCAUGCUACAUUCAGACUCCACCUCAACAUGAUUCACAAGGUUAACUAAACUUUUCUCCCAACUAAAUUAUAGCACCUUCUGAAUGGUAGAACUAUCCUGUGCAUUAUAAAAGGUAUCUUGUUAGAUAGCAGCAGUAGUUAGCAAAUAAUUUGGUUCAAUAUGUUUGCAGAACCAUGUAUUUAAUGAAGACACAAACUGAGCUUGACUUUUACACACCUUUAAAUACAAACCACCUUCUUAAAAACUGUUGUUGAUUGCUAUAUUAGUCUAUAUAUUUUAUUUUAUGUCAAGAUUUUGAAGUACACAGAAUUGUUAUGGUGCUACGUUAAACUAAUAACACAAAAAGAUACUGUGCCUUUCUGAUAAUAUCCUUUGGGUUUCAAUACUUUCAGAUUAUUCACCACCAUAAUAUUUAAAUUUUUUUACCAUAAAUUUAUGCUGACCAAAAUACAGUUUCUUCCUGUGCAGGAGUAAAAUAAUACAGCAAGAUUUUAAAAUACUAUUUGAUGUAAGAAUCUUUAAAGCAUGCUUGUAAUAUCUUUCAAGAAGUAAGAUAAUUUUAAAUAACCCAUUUUUUUGGUAGAUGGUUGAAAGUAUGUAACCUGACACACUGAAUGUGCAGGCAACUUUGUCCUAUUAUUGCCAAAGCAUAAAAAUUUAAGACUUGCUUCCAUCUCAUAACCCUAACAAGAAUUCAUUCAUUGGAAGAAAUCUCUCUUUAAAGGAAACUACUUCUUUUAAUGUCAACCUUUCCAGGGAACACUCAACUUCUCUUUCUUUAUUAUGAUUUAAUUUUAUUUUGUGUGAUUGUUUGCAGAAAACUAAUAAUAAUUUUUAAAGUUUAGAAAUAAAUCUCUAAGAUUUUAGGGUUAAUUAUUUUUUAUUGUUGUUAACUUCUCUCUUAACACAUGUGGCUUUGCUGACAGUAAUUUUAAAUCACCUCAGUUCAGUAUUUAAUACUCUCACUCUAUGCAGCAGUUUUAUGAUAUUCUUUAGUCAGGUCUGUAAUGCUUUUCUUAAGUGCCUUUUUCCAUAGUUACUGUGACAAAUAAGGUACCACACCAUUAAUCUAAUACAAGAAAACCCAGGUCCAUGUAUUUCUUUACAAUUAUUGUCAUUGUUGAUUUGGGUCCAAAACUGAUCAAGAUAAGGGGGCUUAGUAAAUUCCUUGUUUUGUUGAGCCUUAUUUAGGUGUGCUCUUCAGAAGAAGAAAUAAAAUCUAUUUCUUUAUCACUUUGGGAAUUGGGAGCAAGGUAAGAAUGAAAAAUGUUUGAUGUCAGCUUCCAAAUGGUCUUUUUAUAAUAAUCACCUGUUCUAAAUAUCUCAGCUGCAACCUGAGGUACCCAUACCAGGUUGAUAAAAACUAUUUCUUUCCAGAGAAUAAACACUAGAUGCUUCAUUUUGUUGUACUAAGAGAUUAAAGAGGUUGGCCAGAGCAACAUAAAAAUUAAUUUUAAACAAACAAACAAACCUCUGUGUCUCAGUGCCCAUACACAAAGACAUGCAAGUAUACAGCCUUGGAGAACACAUGUUGUUUUGAUUAUGUUUUGGUGUUGUGAGCACCUUCAGGCCAAGGAAUGCAAGUAGAAGAAGAUGCAGACAAAGCGUUUUUCCUCUUGUCUCUGCAUGCCAGGCAACAUUUGGUCUUCACUUGGCCUAACAUAGAAAUAAAUGCUUUAUGUAGGCACUGGGACUACCUACUUGAGGGACUACUGGGAUAGUUCAUAAAUCAAACACUUACACAGAAUCCCAGGAAUUCAAUGUCCUGCAUAGAGCUCUUGGAACCCAGCACUGCAAAUGGGACAAGAAUUUCUGAGCCAUCUCAGAUUUUCUUAAAAACCUGCCAUUACUCUCUAGUUACCAAUUAGAAAAUAUGAGGAGAAAAAUAUUAUCUCAGUGGAUCAAAUUUUGCUGUUGUCUAGGACACUGUUUGUGGUGUUUCCCUAAAGGAUUUUUCCUCUCUCAGGUACCAGGCUGAACAUCAUUUGCAUUCAUCAGAAUAAUUCUUUUCCAUAGGAGUUGGUAUAGUAGAUAUUUUAUUUAACUGUAUUCCUGGUUUUAGGUAAAAACAACCUCAGUAAAAUAUCUUUUCUCCUAGAGGGCUACUGGAAUUUAUAAUCAACAAGUAAGUUUUUCUUAGGGCCAAAGGUAAACCAUAUAUGCAAGCCAUCAACACACCCAGACCAGUUUCUGCAAGGUUUUUGUGCAUGUGUUUAAUCUGAGGCUCUGAGACACACGGUGGAAGUCAAGGGAGUUAUCUGCAAAAUGAAAAAUUAGGUCUAAGUUUGUACUAACAAAAGAAAAGCACAACAUUAUUUAGGGAAAUUAUUUCUGCUAUAUGAGGUAUAGAGUACCCAAUGCUUUAAUAAUUGCUUAAAGAAACUCCUUGACUCCUUAAGAUUUACAAUCUUAAUUUUGCAGAUUUAUGUGUCUAUAUGGAAUAUGAAUCAGCAUGAAUAUGGCUUAAAUUAAAAAAAAUACAAAAACAAACUUAUCCACGUAUGGAGGAGAGAAGCAGCUGGGGAGUUCUUUCUAUUCUGCUGAUAAGGGAUGACCUGGCAGCAAACAGAAAAUAAAGCAGAAAGAAAGAACAAGUGGAUGGUAUGGAAGACCAGGAAGAUGGAGGUGGUAUGCAAGGGAUAAAGGAAGUGUGCAAAGUAACAGAUGAAAUGGCUGCAAGGUAGCAGAGGCAACUAUUGUGAGAAAGAGUAGACAGAUGACAGACACUUAAUAGUAUGAAUUAAGAUGUGAAAUUCACAAGAUUAAUGAACAAUUUUUCACUGUUAAAGAUAAGACUUUUCUUCCCAGCCAACAGCAACAAGGAAAGAUCUGUGAGAGGACUCAGGCUGUGGCAGGGACUGCUAGCAGGCAAGGUUUUGACCCUGAUCUACAAUCCUGAAUUCACAGGGAUUAUGCUUCUGUUCAUUCAGGGCCCUUGGAAAGCAUCAGAUCCAUGUUCUGACUGAAAGACUUGGCAGUAUGAGCCUCCCAGUACACUGGAUCACCAAGAGUGUAGUGAGUAAGGGGAGUUCCUCAAACCUGAGCUUUUGUUGGGAUUCCUGUAAAGGCUAUUCUCCACUGGAAAAAAAAAACCAAAAUAA